CCGCCCCGGCAGGUCCCUCCCAUCCUUACCCGGCCGGCGUCGCCCGCGGCCGGCGUCGCGUCAGGUGACUGCCCGGAAGCUACGGAAGCGGAUGAAGGAAGUGGGGCCGCGGGCCCCGGGGGCGGCGCGGAACUGCCGAAGCUGCUCGGCCCGGCCCGGGCUCCCUGCGCGGCCCUCAUGAGGCGCCCUCGCUGACACCUGAAGCCCGCCGCGCUGUGUCUUCCGGCGACCGCGAGGUCGUCCGGCCCGGCCCGCAGCCCUCCGCGGUGAAGCCGUCGUGGUGAGGGCCCGCGGUGGCUACCCAUGGAGACGGCCGGGAGGGGCAGCGAUGGCGCCCCGCGGGGGCCCGUCCUGCACAUCGUGGUGGUCGGCUUUCACCACAAGAAGGGCUGUCAGGUCGAGUUCUCCUAUCCUCCCCUGAUUCUGGGAGAUGGACACGACAGCCAUACUUUGCCAGAAGAAUGGAAAUAUUUGCCCUUCCUUGCCUUACCGGAUGGUGCACACAACUACCAAGAAGAUACUGUAUUUUUUCACUUACCACCCAGAAAUGGAAAUGGAGCCACGGUAUAUGGUAUCUCUUGCUAUCGACAAAUUGAAGCCAAGGCAUUGAAAGUAAGGCAAGCAGAUGUUACCAGAGAGACUGUUCAGAAAAGUGUCUGUGUCCUAAGCAAGCUGCCUCUCUAUGGUUUACUUCAAGCAAAACUUCAACUCAUCACACAUGCAUAUUUUGAAGAGAAGGAUUUUUCCCAGAUUUCCAUUCUAAAGGAGCUGUAUGAGCAUAUGAAUAGUUCCUUGGGAGGAACUUCAUUAGAAGGAUCUCAAGUAUAUCUUGGUCUGUCUCCUCGAGAUCUUGUCCUUCAUUUUCGACACAAGGUCUUAAUCCUGUUUAAAUUAAUUCUUCUUGAAAAAAAGGUUCUUUUUUAUAUUUCUCCAGUGAAUAAAUUGGUGGGUGCACUGAUGACUGUGUUGUCCCUUUUUCCAGGCAUGAUUGAACAUGGUCUCAGUGACUGUUCUCAGUACAGACCCCGAAAGAGUAUGUCAGAAGAUGCUGGGCUUCAGGAAAGUAAUCCCCCUGCAGAUGAUUUUGUUUCUGGGUCUGCUUCUGACAUUUCAAAUAGCAACUUGGGAACUGUCAAGAAAAUCAUGGCAGGAAGCCAUGGAGGAGAUGCUGCCAUCAAGACUGAAGUACCUCCGUUCCAAGUAGAAGAUAACCACAGCAAAGGACAGGAACUCAAUGACACCAGUCAAUAUUUGAAACCUCCAUCUCGCCCUUCUCCAGAGUCUUCAGAAAGUGACUGGGAGACCUUGGAUCCUAGUGUCCUAGAAGACCCCAACUUGAAAGAAAGGGAACAGAUGGGGCCAGACCAGACAGAUCUCCUUCCCAAGAACUCUGUGCCCUCAGACAGUCCUCCAAUUACUGUGCAGCCUCAAGCUAAUACAGGGCAAGUGGUCCUGACACCAGGGCUCAUUUCAGGUUUAGAGGAGGACCAAUACGGCAUGCCGCUGGCCAUCUUCACGAAGGGAUAUCUGUGUUUGCCAUAUAUGGCAUUGCAGCAGCAUCAUCUUCUGUCUGAUGUCACCGUUCGGGGAUUUGUUGCUGGAGCUACUAACAUCCUUUUUCGACAACAGAAACACCUCAGUGAUGCCAUUGUGGAAGUGGAAGAAGCUGUGAUCCAGAUCCAUGAUCCAGAACUCAGGAAGCUGCUUAACCCAACCACUGCAGACCUAAGGUUCGCAGAUUACCUGGUGAGGCACGUGACUGAGAACCGGGAUGACGUCUUCCUGGAUGGCACGGGCUGGGAGGGAGGUGACGAGUGGAUCCGGGCCCAGUUUGCAGUCUACAUCCACGCCCUGCUGGCUGCCACGCUACAGUUAGAUAAUGAAAAGAUAUUAUCGGACUAUGGGACAACUUUUGUUACAGCGUGGAAGAAUACUCACAACUACAGGGUAUGGAAUAGCAACAAGCAUCCAGCACUUGCAGAAAUAAAUCCAAACCAUCCAUUUCAAGGCCAGUACUCAGUGUCAGACAUGAAGUUAAGAUUCUCACAUUCUGUCCAGAACAGUGAACGUGGCAAAAAAAUUGGAAACGUCAUGGUCACAACCAGCCGGAAUGUUGUACAAACAGGAAAAGCUGUGGGCCAGUCGGUGGGAGGAGCUUUUUCCAGCGCGAAGACAGCUAUGUCUUCGUGGCUUUCCACUUUCACCAGCUCCACCCCUCAGAGUCUCACUGAGCCGCCAGACGGGAAGCCCUGAGCGGGGCAUCGGAGGCCUCCAUUGCUGUCUUAGGUUUCAGUGUCCCCUGUGUGUCUGCUGCUGCCAGACUAGCCACUGGCCACGGUGCACAGCAGGGGGACGACGCAUCGGACUGUGGACACAGACACUUGAGCCCUGUCUGAGUGAUUGUCACAGGAUGCUGGAGAUGAAAUCGCAGCCAUCACAGGGACGGCGCUCCAGGUUGGGUUGAGAUUGACUGCUUUUGUUUCAUUCUGAGCCUGAUUAAACGCACCGUGGACCUUCCCAUCGAUUUUCAGUUCUGACGUUAUACAUUUGUUUACUUUAGAAAAAUUUUUACUUCUGUAAAUUUUAUCUUGUUUUGCUAUUUGGAUAUCUACAUGGUCAAUGUAAUUUAUAUUUGCUAAAAUUAAGUUAUAUUAUUAUUUUAAUUUCUCUCAAGUUGGCCCUAAAAUGUGCUUAUAAAGUGGCCACAUAGUCCAGCCUUUGUUAUUUCCCUGAAUUAUAUGAUGAUUUUUUUGUUUUCUACCCACAAAACACUUAUCAUCUCACUCCUUCCCAAAUGUGUGAAAGCCAGGGGCAGUAGCCUGCAGGAGGGGGUGGUGUUCCUUCCAAAUCCUUAAGGACCUGUUCUGAGGCCUCAGGGAGCUCACUGCGCUUCCCUUCCCGUCCUAGCUGUGAAGAGGCUGUGCAGGCUGGCCUCGUGCUGGUCCCGUGGCUGGAAGCAGCUGAUGGGAGCGAGUCUGUCCAGCAGUCCUUUCAGAGACCUGGCCGUGGCUUUUGUCAGCUCCAGUCGUGUUACAGUUUUUCACCAGCUUUUUUUAGCCCCAUGUGUGUGCCUUCUAGUUUUUCUUUUGAGCAGGUUCCAUAGGGUGUGUCAGAGGUAUAGGUUUUUCUGUCAUAUUCUCAGUUUUAGUCUUCAUAAAGCUUUUCAAGGCCUUUGGCCUUCCUACUUCCCAGACUGAAAAUCCCCCUGUAGUCAGGUCCUUUACUCUUGUAAAGGAGAAGCAAGAUUACUCAUAAAUAUUAAAACAGAAACCUCAUCUUAGCGUGCAGACAAAAACUGCAGCCAGGCCAUCGGUCACCUGUUUCAUAAAAGACAUGAUUUCACGUUAGCCGCACCUGUUGUAGAAGACAUCUGGUUUCGCGUUAGCAACUGCAUGUUUGUGCCAUCCACUGCUGAUCUGUACAUAGCUGGACCUCACGUGUUUGCCAUGCUCAGCUCCCAUGUGCUUUCCGGGGGACGUGGGAUGGGUGUUCUCAGGGAGUACUUAAGGUGAAAAGGCUGCCUUUUCUGUAACAAAGGACACUUGGGGGAAAAAAUACCUUGUGAGCCUAAUCGUGUAGUCUAAAGAAUGUUGGUAAAAUAAGGGGCCUGAUGAAGAGAGACACUGUUUACACUUGACUGAUCACUUAGGGAAUGCUUAUCUAAGAGGCUGAUCCUCCUACGGCAUGUGAAGUGAGCCGAGGGCAUCAGCCAGAUACCCCUCAGUUUCCCUGUUCGUGUUCUGACACAAGUCCAGUAAGCUGAAAGCUGACUUUCCUUUGAGCAUAAUAACAUAAGAAGCUUCCAGUGAUGAUCAGUUGAAGGGUUUGAUGUGAGGAUUCCAUUAAUUCACUUCCACCAGGAAAGUGAACCUUGGGAAAUCAUACUUGAAGAAAAGGAAGUAAUACCAAACACCCUUCAAAGGUACUUGAAGCAGUGUUGUGCCGAGACUACAAAGAAUCCACUCUGACCUCUUGUUCUACGAGGGCACAUCAUCAGCCAGGGUAGUCCUGUCCAUUUGCAGCACCAGAAGUUCACAAGGCCAGGAGCCAGGAGCCCUUAGGAGGGACAGACAGCUGAUAAGAUACUGGUUUUUCCUCAGUCUGUGUGGUGUGCAUGGUUGGGGUGGCUCCCAUCUCUCACUACUCAAAAUCAGCUCAACCUAUACUUUGGAAUCCACUGAAAUAAAAAUAGCUACAUGAAAUUCACUUUUGCUUUAGUAUUACUUGUCCCCUAUUUAAUAUACAUGUUAUUUGAACUUGCUAUUAAUGUUUCUAGUUAAAAUUUUACUCAUAAAGUGGUCACUUAACUGGCCUUCAACCUAAAACAAAUAAUUUCAAGAAGUAGAACUGUUGUCAUAGAAAGGAUUGGAAGAGUGUAAGUGUUCUUCCUGUAAGUAUAUCUUCCUGGGAUGUGGAACUUUCAGGCAGGCCAGGCCAUUGCCUGGUAGACAGGGGUCCCAGGGAAGCCUGGCCCCUUGGCCCCUGAGCCUGCACACUUCCGGAUCGCAUUCCAGGCUCCCCGGCCGGCCAGCUCUGAAGCAGUAGCCUCCCAACCAACAUAUGUUGAGAGUGCCAGCAUCAGGCCAGCUUCCAGCAUGUCACUGAGAACAGUGGGAGUGGUGGAGUGUCCGUGCCACUCUGGCCGAGGCCGAGGCCUGAGGAAGCCACAGGGAACCAGCCUCCUCAGGUGUGCGGGCUCGCAGACUCUGGCUGUAGCCUGCUGGCAGCUUCCCUGCUUCCAGGUGACUCAAAAGGAGUUUUCAGAAGAAAACCUCUCAUACGCUUGAAUUCAUCCCAAGCACGAAAAUGACAGUGACGUAGGUAAGGAAGAGGAAGUUAAAGCUACUGGUCCUGGCCUCCAUGGAUAGAAAAGUUGCAUGUCAGAUAAAGGCCUAGAAUUGUUUUGCAUAUAUAAGCAAUAUGAAUAGUCUAUCCCCAAAUCCCAUUGUGAUCGCCGGCCCUCAAGCCCCAGAACAAUUCUCAUCUACUUGGGCUUCAGGAAACAGCAGCAAACCAGAGCACAUGACCAGGCUCCCUCAACCUUAUCUGCUUUCCAAGUGCUGUAGUAAGCAUUUAAUGUUUCUGAGGAGAACUUCCUUUGGAAAGCCAAGAAGAAAGGACAUUAGCACGGAAGAGAAGUGAAAAGUUGCAGCAUAGCCGAGGAACGAGGCACUUAAAGUCUGACUGCAAGUAUCCCAAGAGCAGUGUCUGAUCUUCAGAGGCGUAAGAGUUCUUUUAGAAAGAAGUAAGAAUUUCAUCUGCUGGUUGGAGGUCUCAAUGCAGCUAGAGCAGUGUCUGCAGGCGGGUUUUGUUCCCAUCUUACGUUUUGUGCAGAAAGUCAGGUGGAAGCCGCAGCCAGCGGCCCUCUGCCCUGUGGCCUUGGGAUGAGUCGGGUGUCCUUCAGCGCUGUUAGGGGCCAGUGUCCUGAUCCUCAGCCCCGGGAGCGGGCCUGCGGCAGCCUACCAGAAAAUCACUGCACCAUGAGGCCUGGAACCGUACUGGGGAGCUGGCUGGGCAUCAGAUGGCCUGCUGUGACCCUCCCCGCAGCCCGGGAGCCUGCGGCCCUUGUUACUUGAAGUCUGUUGUCAUUCCUCAUAGCAUAAUGUGCCACUCAAGUCUUAGGACUUUGUAACUGGGGAAUUCUUCCAUUAUUUCCAGCAUUCCAUAGAUACUUGUCUAAGACAAAAGGAAUGUGGAUCCUUACUCAAAAAUAUUUUAUACACAUGCCUUCUAACUUUCCUUAUGAAGGAGGAUAAACUAGCUCCCUGUGUGGUAACUCCGAAAGUAAAAGAUGGUGCAUGUCUCUAAGGAGUAGGAUAUAUUUUGUAAAAUUCUAAAUACAUUUGUAUUCCUGUGCUGUUGUAAAGUUUACCUUUUUACUUCCGCCAAUUAAAGAUAUAGAAACUAUAUAUUUAAAUCAUGUAAAAUGGAACGCAAUUUAGGGGUUUUUGUCCAGUCUUAUUUUCCAUCAGCUUACACACACAUAGUAUGCUGCUCAAGUUUUUUUCUGUGCAAUAUAAAACAUUGGAACAUUUCAGUCAGGUACUGAGCCAGAAAAGGUAAUUGAAGUUUUGAGAAAGCUUCUUCCUUAGAAAAUAUUUUGUUAUUUUUUUGAAAUAAUAAUAUUUUAUAGCUGGAAAAGGUGAAGACUUAGGUGUUUCAGGGCAUAGGUUCUUACAUUCAGGAAGCAUCUGAUUGAGUUUGUGAAAACAUUUAAUGGUUACAAAAAUAGUAGAACUACUUGAGAUGAAAGGUUUUCCACAAACCCUGUCUCAGAAGGUUUAGCUUAGAAAACCCGGGAAGUUUUCUGAGCAGCUUAGCUGCAGCACGUGUUUUGAUCAGAAAGGUAGCUCCUCUUUGCUGUGAUAGUUCUAUAGUUUGUACUAAUUCUGGUUGGUUGCUGGUUUUUUUUUUAAAGUGUUAAAAUUAUAAAUCAAGUCUAAUCAUACUGAAUUGUAAAACUUCUAUUGUAUAUUUCUUUAAAAAUGAGAAUAAAAUUACCCUGUUUGACCUGCA
This is a messenger RNA of Oryctolagus cuniculus (rabbit), 6516 nucleotides long. It is a transcript of the gene AVL9, whose product is annotated as AVL9 cell migration associated. NCBI's taxonomy places the organism in Eukaryota, Metazoa, Chordata, Mammalia, Lagomorpha, Leporidae. The record is from RefSeq and is a predicted model, not a curated record. Gene Ontology annotation, cellular component: cytoplasm.